This is a messenger RNA of Adineta ricciae, 1551 nucleotides long. Lineage: Eukaryota; Metazoa; Rotifera; Eurotatoria; Adinetida; Adinetidae. The record is from the annotation of a GenBank genome assembly.
AUGCCGGUCGAUCUAAGCACAGGUUCCAUUCCAUCGAUCUAUCGUGAUCUAUUCGAAAUGAUUAAUUUGCACGGGAUCGAUAAGUUAACCUUAACUGUAUUCGUACCUCUUUUUGAGUCACCUACGUUAACAAAAGCGAUUCUAAACCAAAUUUGGAAUGCAGUCAUAAAAACCAAUUCUCUCUCCUCACGUAAUGAAUUUUACAAAUGUUUGGCAUUGAUGGCACUUGCUCAGCAGGGAAAGAACGUUGAUGAGAGACUACUGGAUAAUUAUAUGAACCGAGAACUACCUAUCCCAACAAUCGAUUCGAGCAAGGAAUUAGAAGAUCGUCUUCUUCGAAUUUUACGUAACGAACAAGGCAAACAUGCUCUAUGUUUCCGUUAUGGUGAUCUCUGCUCACUAGAUACAAUUCAAGUUGAUUUGGCACCGGACAAGAAAGGUGUCCUUAUACGACAUUUCGAAUACGAAGUAUCAAGCAUGCGUCACAAAAACAAGGUCUUCCGUCGAUAUAAUGACUUUGUUGCUCUUCAUGAAUUACUCAUUUUGAAAUAUCCUUUUCGAAUCAUACCGCAACUUCCACCGAAAAAAACUGUCAAUGUUGACAAAGAAUUUAUUGAAGAACGACGUCGUUCAUUGAAACAUUAUUUGGAAAUCUUAUGUCGCCAUCCGAUUGUAUGCGAAACAGAAAUUAUCAAAUUCUUUUUAACAUUUCAAGGAACAUCAUGUGGAGAUAAUAUGAAAGCAACGUUUAAAAACGCAUUAGACGAGUUCAGUCAAGAACCGCCAACAUCAUCGAGUUCAAUCGAUCGAAUUGAAAGACAUGAAGCUGAUUCGAAUGGUAUUCGAAUGUUUCAGACUAGUCAAACACAUGUUUCCUUUCUUCAUCAACAAUUUCUCCAAAUACGAGACUAUUUGAAAAGUAUCAAUGAACGAAAUUUCAAAACAGCCGAUGAAUAUAGUCGGAUUGAAAAAGCUCUUCAAUUGAUCAGCACCGAUUCUACUCAAGUACAGCGAUGGGCAACCGGUCUAAAUGAUUAUUGGCCAACGAUACAAACUGGGUUAGUAGAAUUACCAAUUGAAAUGAAUGCCGUUUCCGAACGAAUUCGCGAAGAAUGUAUACGUGAAGAUGAAGUGAUUAACGAUCACCUCGACAUGUUAAUUGAAUUACUCCAAGGAUACAAAGAUUUGUGCAAAAGAUUUGAGGAGUCUCUUCAGUUGGAACAACGAGCUAUUCACAAAGCAACAAAUCAAAACCGACGUUCAUUAACAACAAAUGAUUUAUCAUCAAAGAAUGAGAAUAACUUGGAUACGAUCGAAAAACGAAACAAUCAUGCACUGAAAUGUAUACAAAUUGAAACUCAACUAAUCUAUGCAAAUUUAGAAGCUUUUGUGUAUAUCUUAAGUGGAUUAGGGAACAUUCAAUCGAAAGUCUCAGCCGAUCUUCUCAAUGUUUGGAAAUCAUUUUCGAAUAAAAUCUCUCAACUUGGACAAACGUAUAUCAAUAAAUCAUCGAUCCAACGAGCGAAUACCAUUGGUUUCAAAAAUAGUUAA